AUGAUGCCUCGCAGCCUCUUACGAUCUGCCAGCGGUCUUGCCACCUCGCGCGUGGCGCUGCGUCCGCCGUCGGGCGUGCGUUACUUCCGGAAGAACGUUCCUACAAAGUACACGGAGAACAAGGAGCUUACAGGACUGGCGGGUGUCCUACAAGCUGACAACCACGUGCUAUCGGUCAAGCUGCUGCACUUGACGAGUGUGAGUCUCAUGGCUGCCGUCCCGCUCGCUUUCGUACUGAGUCCGUCGCCGUUGGCUCUGCCCGUGGACUUGGCAGUCGGUGUGCUCGUGCCUGUGCACGCGCACAUUGGCAUGAACAAUGUCAUUUCGGAUUACGUGCCCAAGAACGUGCGCACGCUGGCGCGUCUAGGCUGGUUGGGUGCCACGUCGCUCAUGCUGUUGGGUCUACUGCGUGUCAACCUGGAAGGUCCGGGCAUCACGGAGGUGGUCAAGACUAUUUGGCGGGAGUCGCCCAACAAGAAGAAGCACGAGGCGUAG
Messenger RNA from Hyaloperonospora brassicae, 495 nucleotides. The record is from the annotation of a GenBank genome assembly. NCBI's taxonomy places the organism in Eukaryota, Oomycota, Peronosporomycetes, Peronosporales, Peronosporaceae.